CGAACAAAACAUUCAAUGUGAUUAAAGUACAGCAAUCCUUUCUUCGUCCGAAGAAUUCAUUCCACGCUAGAACAUGGCUCUUCUCACUGCGUUGACAGUUGUCGGACUAGUCCUGACAGUUUCUGCCGUCGACGUUCCCGUGACCACCAGAUACUUGACGACUGAGGUCACCACGCUUGCGCAGAACUCCACAAUAACCCUGAUCGGGUACCUAUGCGGCGAAGGUAAGGGAGAAAUGGUGAACAUCACUGUCGUGCUGAACAACAACCCCAAAUGGAUUCUUGACAUCGGUGUGCUGUAUUACUACGCUGUAGAUUCGCCCCAAAAGGGCAAGGCGGACGCCCUCUGUACCAACAUGAACCAGGGCGCGCCGUGGCCGUACUGCACCGUCAAGUCCUGGCCGUCUGCAGGAGACUUGUACAUCAAAGGUCGCACGGGGCCCGUGGCGGCGGUGAGUUUCAGCUUGGAUGCGGAGCGACUCAGGAUGGGAGUGUCUGCAUCAGUCGGCCUGAAGAAACCUACCGCGACACAGUGGCUUCCUCCUGCCGAUCGUCUGCCCCAUGUGCUCCCGGGACUGAAGCUCAAAGAAGACAAGACGGUCAACCUGACCGAGGUCAUCACGCUGAUGGCCUCCGAGGCCGUGCCCAGGCUUCAAGAAGCCCAUCUCAACUUCACCUUCUGCCCGAACCAAUUCACCGGCUCGCAGUACACCAUCACCGCCACGGUGAUGGGCACGGACGGUGAAAGCUCCUGGGCCCAGUAUCUCUGUGACAAGUAUCCGUGUGAGCUGAGUCAUCCCACCAACAUCGUCGCUUUUAACGGCAGACAGCUACCCAGCAACACCGUGAUUACCGCAGGAGGGCAGUGGACGCAGAUGUACGCCCUCGUUGUUUGCUGGGGUGGGCCUUACGACAACAAGACUGGCCUGUACACGGGCCAUUUCCAGUUCAAUGCGGUUGCAAACCGCCAGUAGUGAAAACAGACAUUCCGACGCCGAUAAAGCUAACAAGACGCUGAACGACACCACCUUUAUCAAGUUAUAUUCAUUAGUAUUUCGAAUAUGAUUUGGAGGACACAAUUUUGAACGACUCGCUGGGAUUGUUAAACGAAAACCUUUUACUGUAAUUACUGCAAGUGAUUUUUAGUUCUGUCGGAAGUGUUUUUAAUCACUUCCGUUUCCUCGUAACUAAUUAACAGAAUUCUUUGAAACCUAUGACUCCUUUGAAAUCAAAACUAAAACAAAGGUAUGCAAGGAAGUUACAUUUCCUUUUAUCGAAUGGCACGGGAGACGUUUAAGACGCUUGAUUGCUGCACGAGAUAGUGUUGGCCAGUUUUACAUUGUAGUACCCUUCCAACUUCCGUGUCUUUGAGACAGAAACAUUGGACAGCCGAUCAUAAACAUGCAUUCAUUUCGUGCUGGUCUUACCACACCAGUCUAAAACAGCGUGUUUCGGUCUGAGCAUGUGCACCUUAGUUCGAGCACACGACAGUAACACGGUCACGUGAGACCGUUUUGUUUUACCCCCAACAAGCAUCUGGACGUCUCCCACUGCUAAACAAAGAGAUCGGAGUGAGAUUAUCAUGAAACGCACUUUGACAAAAUGUAAUUAAUUCAGGAAAACUAAUAAUCAAACUCUUGCACAACGUCGUAAAGGUCUUCGUUUUUUUUUUUCCUUUUUCAUUUCGAUAUUUCAUUUACUCAGAAUUUCAGUUCCCCAGUUACCUUUAUGGCUCUGUGCCUGCGGCAUAUUAUUUUUAAUUUCCUCAUUUUGCUCAAUGCGAAAGAAUUAAGCGAUUAGUGAGCGCCUAUCAAUUGGAGCGAUGGCCUUUACUUGGUCGAGCUAUAGUUUUUAAUCGACAACCUCGACCUUCCGGGUGCUUUUUAUUAACCUACAGUUUUGCGCUUCAUUGGUAACUUCCAUGUGCAUCUGCUUCUGAAAAGUUAUUGCACAGAAAACACCUCAAAAGAAAAGGCAGGUCACCAGCCAAAAUCCAAUAUUGUGUGUAUACUAAAUUGCUACCUGGCUAAGUUUGGUAAUCUUUUAAAGUUGUUUUGCAUUUAAUUUUUCUUGUUUGGCAGUUUUGGGUCUGCGUAAACUCAAUUGUGUGUUCGUCUUGGAAGCCUGAUUAAGUAACAAUGAGAUAAGAGGCUACGGCCAUGUCUGAAACGUGCUACUGACAAAAAAAGAACCCCUGGUAUUGGUCUAUUGAAUGCGCAUCUCUUCGAAACUCCAGAGGACCUAGCUCUAAACAAUAGAUUCGUAUGCAGCCAAAACCAGUGAGCCGUAUAGACAUUUUCACUGAUAAAUUCAUAAUUAUGCACGCAUGCUCACAGCUUUUUUUUUCUGAGGAAAAUCCAUUUAAUCGUUUUUGCUAUUAGUUUCUAAUCUAAGCCAGAUUUUUAGUAGCCUACUACAGCCUAGACUUUACUAUCUUGAAUUGUCCUGUGCGCACGAGAUUGCUGUAACUAACCUGGUCUCCCUUUGUGCUGUUUUAUAGCAAAAACGAUUUAAUGGAGUUUUCUGAAGAAAAAAAUAAACAAAGAAAGGAAUCCUGGGAGAAAAUUAUCAAAAUCGUACCCCUGUACGUUUUUAAUGGCCCGCUCGCAUUUCUUGCCGCAAAGGCCGUGUGUGCUCAAGCGUGCAUAAUUAUGAAUUUAUUAGUGAAAAAAUCUAAUAGAAGCCAUUAUUCUGGUGGUACUGCGGUUCAGCAGCCGGUUAUUUUUUUAUUUGUUUUUUUACCAUCGUAUGACGUUAUUUCAAAAAGCGACCCGCGCUCCAAUCUCAAGAUGGAUGCGUUAGUCGGGUGUCACACGCUGUCGUGGCGUCUCCGCAGACCAGCCUGAAAAUGAAAGCUUCCCUCAGACAAGGCCCACAAUUCUCUGUGAUCACUGUCAGUUUCUACCUCUCUACCAAAACUCUUCCCUACUGCUGCAGCUAUGGAAUUAUAAGAACUUAAUUGUCAUAAAUGAAAACAAAAACCAUUUUACGCAGACGGUUCCAAAUAUAUGUCAAUGCAAACGAA
This is a messenger RNA of Acanthaster planci (crown-of-thorns starfish), 3024 nucleotides long. RefSeq lists its product as uncharacterized. The record is from RefSeq and is a predicted model, not a curated record. NCBI's taxonomy places the organism in Eukaryota, Metazoa, Echinodermata, Asteroidea, Valvatida, Acanthasteridae.